CGCACGGGGAGGCGCACAGGUGGGCGGGUUCUAGCGGCGGGGCCUCUGGGCGGUGGGAAUCUAUAGACGCUCUUUUGGCGGUGGCUCACGCGGUUCGCACCCUCUGCCGGGGAACAUGGCGGAUAUGGAAGCAGUUACUUUGCCCAAGAAGCAUAAAAAGAAAAAAGAAUCCAAGUCAUUACCAGAAGAAGAUGUUGCAGAAAUCCAACACAUUGGAGAAUUUCUUAUCAAACCUGAAUCCAAAGUGGCUCAGUUGGACACAUCUCAGUGGCCUCUGUUGCUAAAGAAUUUUGAUAAGCUAAAUAUAAGGACGACACACUAUACACCUCUUCCUUGUGGUUCAAAUCCUCUGAAGCGGGAGAUUGGUGAUUAUAUCAGGACAGGGUUCAUUAAUCUUGACAAGCCCUCUAACCCCUCUUCCCACGAGGUGGUAGCCUGGAUCCGACGAAUACUUCGGGUGGAGAAGACAGGACACAGUGGUACUCUGGAUCCCAAGGUGACCGGCUGUUUAAUCGUGUGCAUAGAACGAGCCACUCGCUUGGUAAAAUCGCAACAGAGUGCAGGCAAAGAGUAUGUGGGAAUUGUCCGGCUGCACAAUGCUAUUGAAGGGGGGACUCAGCUUGCUAGGGCCCUAGAAACUCUGACAGGCGCCUUAUUCCAGCGCCCCCCACUUAUUGCUGCAGUAAAGAGGCAACUCCGAGUGCGGACCAUCUACGAGAGCAAAAUGGUUGAGUAUGAUCCUGAAAGAAGAUUAGGAAUCUUUUGGGUGAGUUGUGAGGCCGGCACCUACAUUCGGACGCUGUGUGUACACCUUGGUUUGUUACUGGGAGUUGGCGGUCAGAUGCAGGAACUUCGGCGGAUUCGUUCUGGAGUCAUGAGCGAGAAGGACCACAUGGUGACAAUGCAUGACGUGCUCGAUGCCCAGUGGCUGUACGAUAACCACAAAGAUGAGAGUUACCUGCGGCGAGUUGUUUACCCUCUGGAAAAGCUGUUGACAUCUCAUAAACGGCUGGUUAUGAAAGACAGCGCAGUAAGUGAACGCAAUCUGCUAUGGGGCCCAAUCUGCUAUGGGGCCAAGAUCAUGCUUCCAGGUGUGCUGCGAUAUGAGGACGGCAUUGAAGUCAACCAGGAGAUGGAAGCUAUCUGCAUAGCUAUUGCAUUAAUGACCACAGCAGUGAUCUCUACCUGCGACCAUGGGAUAGUAGCCAAGAUCAAGAGAGUGAUCAUGGAAAGAGACACUUACCCUCGGAAGUGGGGUUUAGGUCCAAAGGCCAGUCAGAAGAAGCUGAUGAUCAAGCAGGGCCUUCUGGACAAGCACGGCAAGGCCACAGCCAGCACGCCCACCACCUGGACACAGGAGUAUGUUGACUACAGUGAUGCCGUGAAGACAGAGGCGGUUGCUUCACCAGUAAAGGCCACAAAGCGGAGUCGAGAGAGUGAAAGUGAUGAGACUUCGCCAGAGCCAGAGUCUCCAGAGCCGGUCAAGGAGAAGGAGAAGGAAAAGGAGAAGAAAAAGAAGAAGAAGGAGAAGAAGGCCAAAGCCGCUGCGGAGGAUGCGGGCGAGGCGGCAGAUGGGGACAGUGAUACCACCAAAAAGAAGAAGAAGAAAAAGAAAAUCAAAGUGGAAGUCGUUUCUGACUAGUGGAGAUCACUUUAAGCACUGUGCCCAGCUGGAAGGAGAAAUUAAAGCCUUAUUGAGAAAACAUAGUUCCUUCUGUUCUUAAAGGGUGAGAGCUGAGGCACAUUUUAGCUGCUAGCCGAGACCUGAGUGAUGUUACCUGGUGUGGUCAUCCCAUCUUGUCCUGUUUUAAGGAUAUGGGUGCAGGAGGCAGAUUGGAUACCACCCACUUCUCUCCUUGCGGGGAGUGGGGAAGCCUCGCGCCUUCAGACCCUGCACUGCCUGGUAACCAGCACAGCUGUUUCCUGACAGCUGUUCUAACUCCAUCCUCCUUUACUCGUUUGCUUCUGCCUCUCCCCCAUGCCCUUCUGUUAAAAAUGUUGAUAGCAAUCGCAUAGUGAAACGAUGUAGAGCAGUGAUGGCGAACCUAUGACACGCGUGUCAGAGGUGACACGCGAACUCAUUUUUUUGGUUGAUUUUUCUUUGUUAAAUGGCAUUUAAAUAUAUAAAAUAAAUAUCAAAAAUAUAAGUCUUUGUUUUACUAUGGUUGCAAAUAUCAAAAAAUUUCUGUAUGUGACACGGCACCAGAGUUAAGUUAGGGUUUUUCAAAAUGCUGACACGCUGAGCUCAAAAGGUUCGCCAUCACUGGUGUAGAGCAAGUAAAAGAAUAGGACAACCAUGUUUGCUGGGGAAAAUCUCCGGCGUGUUAUGAGGACAGUGGGCUAGGCUGGUGUCAGCGCCACCUUUGUUAUUCCAUCGGCUGGCGAGGACUCCUGGUCUUCCACCUUUCUAGCCAUUCCUAUCCCUCUGGCCUAGUAGUUGGUGCACUUCAGCUUGGGUACAGCCUCAUGUACCUCGGUCCAUCUGACUACUUGUGUUUGUGACAAAAUCCAAAAUGUAUUCUCUUGUUUCUACCCUUUUUCUUUCAAAGGAUGCAAUCGGUCCUUGCUGGGAGAAGGUGGUUGUAAUUUUUACUUAUUAAAGUUUGCUUACUAUGUUUUUUUAAAGUA
Messenger RNA from Myotis lucifugus (little brown bat), 2628 nucleotides. RefSeq names its product dyskerin pseudouridine synthase 1 (gene DKC1). The record is from RefSeq and is a predicted model, not a curated record. Gene Ontology annotation, molecular function: pseudouridine synthase activity; RNA binding. Gene Ontology annotation, cellular component: box H/ACA snoRNP complex. Gene Ontology annotation, biological process: box H/ACA sno(s)RNA 3'-end processing; mRNA pseudouridine synthesis; snRNA pseudouridine synthesis. NCBI's taxonomy places the organism in Eukaryota, Metazoa, Chordata, Mammalia, Chiroptera, Vespertilionidae.